Molecule: messenger RNA, 727 nt
Organism: Aspergillus fijiensis CBS 313.89
Lineage: Eukaryota; Fungi; Ascomycota; Eurotiomycetes; Eurotiales; Aspergillaceae
Exons: 4
Coding region: 1-510 (169 amino acids)
Cellular component (GO): cytosol
Molecular function (GO): oxidoreductase activity
Source: RefSeq, a predicted model, not a curated record
AUGUGGCACAAUGAUACCUACCCGGCCAUCGCGCCUACACGGCCAGAGCUGAGCAUUUAUUACUGGUGCGAGAUUGCCAGUGGGUUAGACCCAUGGGAUGUUCUUAUUCUUGGCGCAGCCUUCCUCGCCACCCCGUCAUCCAUCGCCGAGUCUUCCACCGAGAGUUGGUGGCAAAGCUUCGAAACCAAUGUCAAAGGAACGAUGAUGCCGGCUAAGUGCGUUCUCCCCAGGGCUAGUCCAGGCGCUGCCAUCAUUGCCGUCGCUGCUGCCACUCUGUUGCCGCUCACCAUGGUCCCGGGACUAUCGGCCUAUCUCAGCUCCAAGCUGGCCUUAAUCAAGAUGAUGGAGUACCUGGCAGCGGAGAACCCAUCGCUGUUUGUGGCCACUCUUCAUCCUGGUAUGGUAGAGACCGAGAUCUUCCACAAGAGCGGCGGCCAGGCAGAUCAGUUGCCAAUGGACACUGUGAAUUUGCCAGCCGAAUUUACUGUUUGGCCCUUUCCGUACUUGUAGCCCGACCAACGGUGGUGUUAACCCAGUGAGGGUGGGACCAUCUAUCGGGUGACGAAGCGAUAGCGUCCCUGCUUGUGCUCCGAGAUAUAUAGUCGCAUUCAGACCUUAGGUUGAAGCUGAAGGUAACCCCUUUAGGAGCCUUACAUAGUCCACUUAUGAGAAGAAGAAGGAAUAGUCAAAUGUCGAGAGAGUACCACGGUAUUAUGCCAAAUUCGAA